Molecule: messenger RNA, 3186 nt
Organism: Nomascus leucogenys (northern white-cheeked gibbon)
Lineage: Eukaryota; Metazoa; Chordata; Mammalia; Primates; Hylobatidae
Gene: MACC1
Product: MET transcriptional regulator MACC1
Exons: 7
Coding region: 314-2875 (853 amino acids)
Cellular component (GO): cytoplasm
Molecular function (GO): protein binding
Source: RefSeq, a predicted model, not a curated record
AUGUUUGAAGAGUACCCAGUUUUGGUAGAGUGACUUCUAUUCACUAAAACCAUGUGUCUGAACUGAAGAAGCUGGGGCUCACUUCCACAAAUGUAGCCUUGUCAGAUGAUAUGCAAAUGAUUCACAUCAGUGUUUCAAGUUCAAACCAAGGAAAACUAUCAGAAAAGCUUUUGGUUUCUUUAAAAAAUAAAAUAAACUACUUGAAAAGAAAAAAAGUCAAGAACUAGAAAGAAGAGUAUAACAAAAAAGAAGGAGGGGUCACAGGUGAAGGAGAUGUGGUCAACACACACAAAGGAGAACAAAAAGUGGAAAAAUGCUAAUCACUGAAAGAAAACAUUUUUCAUUAGGAAGAAUUGCACAAAGUAGGUCUGAAGCAAAUUUGAUUGACAUGGAAGCUGGAAAACUCUCAAAGAGUUGCAAUAUUACAGAAUGCCAGGACCCAGACUUGCUUCACAAUUGGCCGGAUGCUUUCACCCUUCAUGGUAAUAAUGCUUCCAAAGUUAAAAAUCCAUUCUGGAGUCAACUGUCUGCUUCUAACCCAUUUUUGGAUGACAUAACUCAGCUAAGAAAUAACAGGAAGAGAAAUAAUAUUUCCAUCUUAAAGGAAGAUCCUUUUCUUUUCUUUAGAGAAAUAGAAAAUGGAAACUCUUUCGAUUCCUCUGGUGAUGAACUUGAUGUGCAUCAGUUACUUAGGCAGUCUUCCUCAAGAAAAUCUGGAAGAUCUAAAAGUGUCUCAGAACUUCUGGACAUUUUAGACGACACAGCACAUGCCCAUCAGAGUAUACAUAACUCUGACCAGAUCCUACCACACGACUUAGAAUGGCUUAAAAAUGAUCGAGAGGCUUAUAAAAUGGCUUGGUUAAGUCAACGCCAGCUGGCCCGCUCCUGCCUUGAUUUGAAUACAAUUAGUCAGAGCCCUGGAUGGGCCCAGACACAACUUGCCGAGGUCACCAUAACUUGCAAAGUAAACCAUCAAGGAGGGUCAGUACAAUUACCUGAAUCAGACAUCACUGUUCAUGUGCCCCAAGGUCAUGUGGCUGUGGGGGAAUUCCAAGAGGUGUCUCUAAGGGCUUUCCUUGAUCCGCCACACAUGCUUAACCAUGAUCUUUCAUGCACCGUGAGCCCGUUGUUGGAAAUCAUGUUAGGCAACCUCAAUACAAUGGAAGCCCUUUUGCUGGAGAUGAAAAUUGGGGCUGAAGUGAGAAAGGAUCCUUUCAGCCAAGUCAUGACAGAAAUGGUGUGUUUACACAGCUUGGGUAAAGAAGGCCCUUUUAAAGUUUUAAGCAACUGCUACAUUUAUAAAGACACCAUCCAAGUCAAGCUAAUUGAGUUGAGUCAGGUCAUGUAUCUAGUGGUUGCUGCACAAGCUAAAGCUCUUCAGUCACCAGCUGCCACCAUUUGGGAUUAUAUCCACAAAACCACCUCAGUUGGAAUUUAUGGACCCAAAUAUAUCCAUCCCAGUUUUACUGUUAUUUUAACAGUUUGUGGACACAGUUAUAUGCCAGGACAGCUUACAAUUUCUGAUAUUAAGAAGGGUGGAAGAAAAAAAAUAUCUCCAGUUGUGUUUCAGCUCUGGGGGAAGCAGUCAUUUUUACUUGACAAGCCACAAGAUUUAAGUAUUUCUGUUUUUUCCUGUGAUCCUGAUUUUGAAGUAAAGACAGAAGGAGAAAGGAAAGAAAUUAAACAAAAGCAGUUGGAAGCAGGUGAAGUAGUUCAUCAACAAUUUUUAUUUUCUUUAGUUGAGCACAGAGAGAUGCACUUGUUUGAGUUUUGUGUUCAGGUGGAGCCUCUCAAUGGUGAACUAGUUGCACAGUUCUCUAUCACUACUCCUGAUCCAAACCCAAACCUAAAAAGACUCUCGAAUCUGCCAGGCUAUUUGCAGAAGAAGGAAGAAAUCAAGUCUGCUCCUUUAUCACCAAAAAUUCUUGUUAAAUAUCCUACAUUUCAAGAUAAAACAUUGAACUUUACCAACUAUGGGGUAACCCUGAAAGCAGUGCUAAGACAAAGCAAGAUUGAUUACUUCCUUGAAUAUUUCAAAGGGGACACAAUAGCUCUCCUCGGGGAAGGUAAGGUAAAAGCUAUUGGUCAGUCCAAAGUGAAGGAAUGGUAUGUAGGACUACUCAGAGGUAAGAUUGGACUUGUACACUGCAAAAAUGUCAAGGUGAUUUCAAAGCAGCAAGUAAUGUUUAUGUCAGAUAGUGUCUUUACAACCAGAAAUCUUCUUGAACAAAUUGUCCUGCCUUUAAAAAAAUUGACUUAUAUCUACUCAGUUGUAUUAACCUUGGUGUCAGAAAAAGUUUAUGAUUGGAAAGUUUUAGCUGAUGUCCUGGGUUACUCACAUCUGUCCCUGGAAGAUUUUGAUCAAAUUCAAGCAGAUAAAGAAUCAGAAAAAGUUUCUUAUGUUAUAAAGAAGUUAAAGGAAGAUUGCCACACAGAGAGAAAUACAAGGAAGUUUCUGUAUGAACUUACUGUGGCUCUUCUGAAAAUGGAUUGCCAAGCGUUAGUCGCACGUCUCAUCCAAGAAGCUGCUAUUCUGACUUCAGCUGUCAAGCUUGGAAAAGGCUGGAGGGAACUAGCUGAAAAGUUAGUACGACUCACAAAGCAACAAAUGGAGGCAUAUGAAAUUCCUCAUCGAGGAAACACUGGAGAUGUUGCUGUUGAGAUGAUGUGGAAACCUGCCUAUGAUUUUCUGUAUACCUGGAGUGCUCACUAUGGAAAUAACUACAGAGACGUGUUACAAGACCUUCAAUCAGCCUUGGACAGAAUGAAAAACCCUGUGACUAAACACUGGAGAGAAUUAACUGGAGUUUUAAUACUAGUAAAUUCUUUGGAGGUUUUGAGAGUAACUGCAUUCUCCACUUCUGAGGAAGUGUAGAAAUAAAGGGUGUGUUUUUGAUGGGAGGGAAAAUUAGGUAAUGGUGUAUGUGUGUGUGUGUCUGUGUGUGUGUGUAUCUGUGUGUGUGUGUGUGUAUCUGUGUGUGUGUCUGUGUGUGUGUCUGUGUGUGUGUGUAAGAAAGAAAGAAUGUCAGAAAAGCAUUAUAUUAAUUUUCUUCAUCCUCAAAACCAAUUUUUUUUUUUCUGAUGAAAGCGCAGCCUAACCGAUAACCAAGAUAGGUUUUAUCCUUAAAUAUGUAUUUUUGUGUAUGUUUCAAAUACAAGUAUUAGGCUGCUUUGUUCUUAGAAAGG